Molecule: messenger RNA, 111 nt
Organism: Spirodela intermedia
Lineage: Eukaryota; Viridiplantae; Streptophyta; Magnoliopsida; Alismatales; Araceae
Source: the annotation of a GenBank genome assembly
AUGGUGGCGACGGCGGUGGAAUGGCGGCGACGGAGGGAGAUCACGUGGGUGGAGGUGGCUGGAAGGUGGAUUGGCAGCGGGAAGGCGAGAUGGGGGCGAGGGAGGGGAUGA